Molecule: messenger RNA, 920 nt
Organism: Papilio machaon (common yellow swallowtail)
Lineage: Eukaryota; Metazoa; Arthropoda; Insecta; Lepidoptera; Papilionidae
Gene: Sgt1
Product: protein SGT1 homolog
Exons: 6
Coding region: 133-783 (216 amino acids)
Biological process (GO): protein stabilization
Molecular function (GO): protein-folding chaperone binding
Source: RefSeq, a predicted model, not a curated record
ACAGUGAAGUGACAUUUGUAAAUUCAGAUCUAGAAAAGUCGACGGCAUAGCAGCUUUUGUUAUCGUUUUUGCUUGUUACCAAAAUAGUCUUUUUCAGUACCUUAAUUAAACAUUUUGGGAACUUCAAUAACUAUGAGUGAAGCAAAGGAAACUCCGCCGGCAGAGCCUGCGAAUCCAAAGAUUAAACACGAUUGGUACCAGACUGAUUCCCAAGUAAUCAUAACAGUUCUCCUCAAGAAUGCUCCAAACAACAAAGUGAAAGUUCACUAUGGAGACCGUAGUGUAUCCAUAUCAAGUGCAAUUCCGAACUCAGAAUCAGAGUACAGUCUGGAACUCGAGCUAGCACAUGAGAUUGUACCUACCAUGUGUACAUAUGUAGUCACACCCUCAAAGAUAGAGGUCAAACUGCGCAAGAAGGAGGGCAUCCGUUGGACCCAGCUUGAAGGUGAAGGGGAAGAGGAGAAGAUAAAAGCUAUCCCACAAGCUGUUAUUGAUGCCUCUGGACCACAGCAACCUCCCAAGCUCUUUAGAAAAGAUUGGGAUAAAAUUGAACGGGAUAUUAAGAAGAUGGAAGAAGAAGAGAAAGAGGAGGGUGAUGCAGCUCUGAAUUCCAUGUUCCAGAAGAUAUAUGGUGAAGGUUCUGAUGAAGUCCGCCGCGCUAUGAACAAGAGCUAUGUGGAAUCUGGUGGUACGGUGCUAAGUACAAACUGGAACCAGGUUUCAAAGGAGAAGGUCGAGGUUAAGCCGCCCGAUGGACUGGAAUUCAAGAAAUGGGAGUCGUAAAUUAAUUUAUAAUGUAAUGUGAACUAUUCAAGAAGUAAAUCCUUGUCACAGUAAGUGGUAACUGCCAAAGUAUCUCACUAUUAGAUAUAUGUAAUCACUUCAUUGUCUAUCUGUGUGUCCUAUAUUGUAAUCAAUCA